This is a messenger RNA of Sinocyclocheilus rhinocerous, 5597 nucleotides long. It is a transcript of the gene tp53bp1, whose product is annotated as tumor protein p53 binding protein, 1. Gene Ontology annotation, molecular function: histone binding. NCBI's taxonomy places the organism in Eukaryota, Metazoa, Chordata, Actinopteri, Cypriniformes, Cyprinidae. The transcript has 29 exons. The coding region runs from base 171 to 5504 and encodes 1777 amino acids. Gene Ontology annotation, biological process: DNA damage checkpoint signaling; positive regulation of transcription by RNA polymerase II. The record is from RefSeq and is a predicted model, not a curated record. Gene Ontology annotation, cellular component: nucleus.
UCCUGCAGGGUUUUUGCCGCGAAGUAAAAGCUUUCGCUAAGGUUAGGCUGUGAAAGUGUACAGAAGUUCUGUACGUGCACUCACUGCACUGUAAAAUGCAACACGUUCGCUGAGAUGGAUUAACGCCUACCAGGGAUCCAGCAAACAUCUGCUAACCCUGUCCCAUCCUUAUGGAUCCUGGUGAGAGUGAUCUUGAUUCAAGUUUUCCUCAGACAGAAAACCCCUGCCUCAUAGUUGAGGACUCCCAGCCUGACAGCGUGGCCCUGGAGGAUGAUCCUGACACCAGCUACUGUGCCCUUCUCGCCCGCCGCCUCUCUAACCUGCAGCCCACAUCACAAAGCCCUGUGCUGGAGCUAAUUUCUUCCCCUACUAGAAGUCGUUGUUUACAAAGUGACAGUCAGACUGAUAAGAGUGACACUACAGCCCACUCAGACAAUUCGCAGUCCGACCCGGGUUCAGCAGCUACAGAGCAUAGUCAAGUUUUUGAAGUUCACUCUUAUCCAAUCUCAAAAAGAAGUGUUACAGAGCACAUGGAGUCUGAGGCUAACUCCACCACACACUGUACAGAGACACAUGAUGAGAUGUCUCAGUUCGGUUUCUUGGAGCUGUCGGAGAGCCAGGGAGUCUUUGAGGAAGAUGAGCAGGAUGGAGCUCCUGCAAAUAAAACAAACAGUCAGAAACCAGCCAGCCAAUGUGGAUUGAAGAGUUCAGAAAGAACAUCAUCCAAUCAAGAUGGAAAUUCUUCAGGGUCAGAGGUCAGUUCAAGCUGCGCUUCGAAGCCUCAGGAUGGGGAAAGCAGGAAGCUCAGUAUUCAGGCUAUACUGCACUCUCAAUUAACUGACAGUCAAGAAGAUGAAGAAGAUGUGCUUGCUUCCUCUCAGGAUGACAUGUUUGAAAAGGAGAGAAAUGGCACCAAGGCAGACAGCAGUGUUACAGAGCUUGACAGAGAACACCGGCCGACAUCCACACCUGCACAUAGUCUUCGCUUGCUUCAUCUGUCUGGACAGGGCACACUUGUACAGGAGAGUCUUUCACAGCAAUCUGUUGACUUUGUGGCUGCCACUCAGGACAAUUUAAGCCAAACACCUUACAUUGUCCCAAAUUCACCCACAGAAAAAGAGCAGAAUUAUAAUGAAGCUGCUGCAUCCCCAAUGGACACAUCAGCGCCCCCUGAGGACCAGCCACCAGGGAGAGAGGAGGAGCCAAUGGACAUGGACCCCUGCCCCAAACCACAACCCACAGCCUCCACUCCAGUGUCCCAGAAUUCCCCUGGAUUUGUUCUAGAGAAAAGCCUCUCUGUCCCCAGCCAGCCUGAAUUCUCACAUGACGUGUUUAUUUCCACUCCAAGUCUUGAACCUGUGAACAAAAGUCAAGGGACUGAGAGCUCAAAGAAGUUGCCUCAUCAAAACAACCCAUCAGCAACCGAGUCAGGAUCGCCCAAGCAGACCGGCCCAGCGGAGCAGCUAAAAAAGUCUUCAAGCAGCGGUUCACAUACCUCUGAGGUGGCUGAGUGCUUUCAGUUGGAGCUCGACAGUGAAAACAGCAGUUUUGCUCAGAAGACACAGUUGUUCGUUGUGGAGGAGGAUAGCCAAGCCACACAGAUCGUGGAAGAGGAAGGAACUGUUGGUGCGGACAAGAGCAACUCAAACCCUAAACGCCAUUCCCAAAAUGCAAGCAAGAAUGCUACGGACCCUGAGCCUGUUACAACAUCAGAUUCACAAAGCCUUUCCAGGGUGCUUGAUUCAAAAAGUACAGAAGACUGUAACCCCUCUCAAAAGCUCUCACAGGUUGUUAAUGUAGGGAACCAGAACAUAAGCGCUUCUCCAGGUGCGACUCCUUCCCAGCUUGCCGGUGCAGAGUGUGUUUCAGACACCUCUAAUGCACCACAAACAAGUAAAACCACAGUCGCUGACUGUUCACAAGCCUCGCCAUCAGCUGACAGAACCAUAAGUCCUGUUCUUGUCCCCCAACAGUCUCUGUCUCAGUCAGUCUUAACUGUUUCGUCCCAAAAGAACACCGAGAAGGAAAAAGAAAGUGUUAGUCAAAGCCAGAGACUCAGUCAGCCCAUGACACACAGCCACAGUGUUGUUACAGACAGUGUUAGAAAUACCAAAGAGGAGGAGCGGAUGGAUGAAGGUGAGAUUCAGAGAGAGGUGACAGGUGAUGACACUGGGAUAAAGCUGGGCUUGUCUCAGAGCCAGGUGCUUUCUCCAGAACCCAUGGAGGAGGAGAAUGGAGAGGAGGAGAAGGAGAUAUCCCAACGUGAACCCAGCAGAGACGACCACUCCAGUAAAGAGGAGAGCUUCAGUGUCAUGGUGCUAGAAGAGAGCCAGAGGGUCUCUCAAGAGAAAGUGAAGGAUGGGAGGUCACAGCCGUUCAUAAGCUCCUCGCAACCUGUGAGGGGCUCUGUGCAGGACAAACGUGAGGCCACGGCAAAGAUCUCAGGGUCUCAGCCGGCGGGAUCAACUGAGGUUUCACCUUUACAGCUCGAGAGAGCCAAGUCCCAGAGCACACAGCCCAGUGAUGCAGGACAGCACAAAAAAAACUCAGACAAUGCCGCCAACAAAAGUCUGAGUGACAGCUCUGGAGAGCUUCCGUUUCACUUUACAUUGCCCAAAGAGGGCGAGCUGAUCCGCCCAGCAGUGAGUGCAGCAGUGAGUGCAACUCCUCCACAGAUUAGUCAGCUGAAAAAGACACCAAGACACAGCACUCCUAUUGAGAUGACCUCGUUCUCAGAGCCGUCGGAGGCCGACGUUACCAGGGAGACGACAAUGGCGGCCAGUGAGAUUUCGGUAGAGGAGAGCAGAGAGGGCGAAGAGCCAGCAGCAGUGGAGCAAGAUGGGAAACUGAGUCUCAGGAUGAAACUGGUGACACCGGUGGAGGAGGGCAGCUCGGGAUCAGAACAUUUCAGCCUGCAGAAACCACCAUUAACAGAUGAGGAAGGAUCUGUCUCCAAGGCUACCACUGUUGCCAUGGAUGUAACCAGUCCUUCUGUGUUCAGUCGUGUUCGGGAGGCCCACAGGCAUGUCCAGGUAGAGGAUGAUGAAGAGUCCAGUGAUCCUCCGCUCAGGCAAGCAAGCCAGCUGUUCAGGUCCCCCAACACUAAUUACUCAGGGCUGUCUCUCAAAUGCCCAAAAGAAACAGUGGACAGCAGAGCCUCAGGCCGAGUCACUGAAGCUGUACCUCUGCAUCCUGCUGGUGCGGGAGCAAACUCUGAACCUCUGGUCAGUGGUCUGCCCUCCCCUGCCAAAGAACAAGAGGUUCUCAGCACUUCUGACAAACCUCGAACACCUGUCCGACAGAGAGCCGUGUCACAGCAAACUAGUGUGGAUAUCAGCUCGACCACCAGCCCACCCAGCAAAAGAGCUGUGUCUCAGCAGACUAGUUUUGAUCUGUCUGGACCGCAUAACCUGUCUGGAAGGGGAGAACCAAGUACACCAACCAGAACCCAUCCAGGCCCAUCAUUGCGCAGACAUGUUCGCACCAUCCAGGAAGUCCGAACAACGGUCACUCGCAUCAUUACAGAUGUCUACUAUGAAGAUGGCAGAGAGGUUGACCGCAAGGUUACCCAUGAGUCAGAGGAACCCGUGGUGGAUCGCUGCAUCGUAGACAAUGACAUCUCACCCUCCCGCACAGGAAGCUCCAUGACAUCAGGAGACCUGGCUGAUGUCAGUUCACUCUCCUCGAAGGCCCCAUCACACCACAGCUCCAGUGGGACAAGCAGCACGGGCCUGGGUCCCAUCAGAAUGCCAGAUUUUCUAAUGCCCCCCAGCCGAGGGGCCAAGUCUGGCCGGCGGGGGGGAUGGCAGCAGCCGAGGAGUCACACUGUGGUGGUGGGGUCAGAGGUGACGGAUGCACGGGGGUCUCGGGUCACCACCCAGCUGAGCCCCCGUGGCCGUGCCCGGCGGGGAAGGCCUCCUUCCCGCAGCCCGCUGUCCAGAGGUGGCAGAACAGGACAGAGAGGUGGUGCCCAUGGCCAGGGUGCAUCAUCCUCAGAAGAGGAGCACUUUGCCCAAAGGCAUGUCCAAGCACCAGGCAGCCCAGUAGAGCCCAGUGCUACAAGCCGCUCUGAAUCUCUCAACACCACCUCCCCAGAUAACAGCGCUGGGUCCAGCAGUUUUGUUGGGUUGCGUGUGCUGGCCAAGUGGUCAUCCAACUCGUAUUUCUAUUCUGGGAGUAUCACUCGAGACCUGGGAGAGAACCGUUUCCGCCUUCUGUUCGAUGACAACCAGGAGUGUGAAGUACAAGGAAAAGACAUCUUGCUCUGUGACCCCAUUCCUGUAGAGACGGAAGUCACUGCCUUAACCGAGGAGGAGUACUUUAAUAUAGGUGUGGUGAAGGGUCAUAAGACUCAAGGCUCUGAGUUCCUUUACUGUGUGGAGAAAGAUGGUCAGAGUAAUUGGUACAGCAGAACGUCUGUGAUUCUCAGCAUGGAACAAGGCAACCGCCUGAGGGAGCAGUAUGGACUGGGACCCUAUGAGCCAUCUACACCCCAAACCAUGGCCUCUGAUGUCAGCCUUGAUAACCUGGUAGAAGGAAAGCGGAGACGCCGAGGAAACUCCAGUGGAGCAGGGACCCCUACACGCAGCUCCAGCAACAGUCCAAGAAACCCAGGGCCUUCUGGGAAACGAAAGCUCAUCAGUGGUGCGGAGGAUGAGAGGACUCCUGCAAAGAGAGGACGCAGGGGGGGAGGGGCCAGAGUGGGACAGCGUAUCGCUGCUUGUAACACAUCUGGGAGCGGAGCAGACCUGCCCCCUGACCCUAAUGACCUGGUGGCAACACAUGGACCUUUGCCGGAAAACUCCUCUCUCUUUAUGGGGUUUGUCUUCAUGCUCACGGCAUCCUCAGAAAGCGACAGAGACUCCAACCACCAGCCCAGUGAUGAGGAUGAUGAGUAUGUUCAGAGAGCGCCAUACAACAAACACUAUACAGAGAGACAGCUAGAGGCAGGUGGAGGAAUGAUCCUGCUUGACUUUAAUGAGGAACAGUGUAAAGCAGCCUAUCAGAGCUUGCUGAUCGCCGACCAGCACUGCCGGACCAGGAAGUACCUGCUGUGUGUGGCAGGUGGAGUUCCCUGCGUGUCUCAGAUAUGGGUGAGGGAUUGCUGCCAGGAGAAGAAGCUACUCAACUACAGGAACUACCUACUUCCUGCCGGUCUGGGGCCAGAGGGAUGCAUUGUGGAGUGGCAUCCUCGCUGUAACCCUUUCAAAGCUCUGAAGGUGGUGCUCAUAUCGGAAGAUCGUGUGGAUUUGUGGAACUCUUUGCUUUCUAUGGGUGAUGCAGCAAAAGUUCAUCACUAUAAAGAAAAUGAAGACCUUUCUGACAUUCCAAAUGUGAAGUUUGACCUGGCAGUGACAUCAUCUGCAUGUCCAUCUGAGGAACUGAAACGUGUGGCCCCGGACAUGCCUGUUGUCUCUCUGGAGUGGCUGAUUCAGAGCUUGAUCUGUGGAAAGUGCCUCAGCUAUGACAGCAACUCUGAAUUCUGUCACAACCCUUCCACAUAAACCAUCAUUCCUCUGAUGUCUUCUCACAUGUCUUUUAAAUGUCCUCUGUGUUUUAGUGCAUGCAUUUUACUGUACAUAGUUUUUAUGAAAUAA